GACAGUUGAGCCCUGUUUCCCUGCGACUGUUACUCAAAAAAACUAUAUUGCACGUUCUUCAUCAAAUUAUAAGCGCGUCAGGUCGCUCGAUUCGCGAGCACGCCCUGACUCUUGUCACCAUCUCAUGACAAAAAAUGGAAGCGUUGCAUGUGACGCGCUUUAAUGUAUUUUGUUCUCAUUCUUUCGUUCCUGAACCCAAUCCAACUGCCGCACCAGUUUAAAAAGCCAUGGCAGAGCAAACCGUUCACAACUGUAAGAGUUGAAUGCACUGAGACUUCUGUCGUCCACAUUGCUUUGACGAUAUCUUUUUGUCAAUCAUGACACACGUCAAAAAGUUGCUGUAUGUAGUAAACAUUCCUUUGCUCUGUGUUUUGGCGUCUUUUCUGUGUGGUGUAUUUUCUGCCGAUGAAAUAUUUGAAACGACGGCUAAAUGUGCACAGAAUGAUCUGGACGGCCUGCUGAGCUUCAAAUCACUGAUCGUGGAAGACAAAUCUGAAGUUCUGAAAUCAUGGAAUGGCGGUGCCUGCUGUGCUGGCUGGGAAGGCGUGGAAUGCGACUACAGAACAAGCCGAGUGGUGAAAGUGGAGCUGCAAAACCGCGCUGAGUGGAACGAAACCGUCGUCAUGCGCGGAACCCUUUCUCCGUCUCUCGCAAAGCUGGAGUUCCUCGAAGUCCUCGUCGUGAACGGUUUCAGGGAAAUCAAGGGCGGUAUUCCGUUCUCAAUCGGAAAACUCACCCGCCUGAAACAGCUCUACCUGGAGAACAACAAGCUGACGGGAGUCAUUCCUCCGUCGAUCGGAAAUCUCACGCAGCUUCAGACUCUGUCACUUAACGGAAACCGCUUGGGAGGGGAAAUUCCGAAGGAAAUCGGCAAGCUCCGGCAGUUGAUCCAGCUAAACCUGGCAAAGAAUCGCCUGACAGGGCCAAUUCCGGCGUCGGUACAGAAGCUCCGGAGCCUGCAGUUCUUAGAUUUCAACGAGAAUUUGUUAUCAGGUUCUUUGCCGCCAUUUAUUGGAUCGCUGCAAAGCCUGACGUUUGUGGACUUCUCCGGCAACAAUUUGACUGGAGAAAUUCCGCAGACCCUGGGGAAUCUAUCAAAUGCUUUGACGCUGUCUCUGGCGCAAAACAAAUUGACGGGAAAAAUUCCGUCUUCUCUUGCUCGAUUAGGUUCUUUGAGCAGUUUGUCCCUGAAUGAUAAUUUUCUGGAAGGAACAAUCCCUGAAUCGCUCUGCAACAUGUCGAAGCUCUGGUAUUUGAAUCUUUCAAGAAAUUCUCUGUCAGAUCCCCUGCCGGCUUCACUGGCGAACUCCACGGCUCUGCUAAGCCUGGAUCUUUCGCACAAUAAAUUCAAUUUAGGCCGCAUUCCGGACUGGAUUUCAGCAAAAGAAAUGACCGAUGUGCAUCUCGCCGGCUGCGGAAUCGCUGGCCGCCUGAGCGACUGGAAACCCUCGAUGACCUCCAUGUUCACGUCAAUCGAUCUCUCCGACAACAUCCUCACUGGAGAAAUCGGCGGCGUCUUCGCAAAUAUGUCGCGACUGGAGAGAAUUCUUCUGUCCAACAAUUACCUGAAAUCAAACCUUUCGGAAAUGUCGUUUCCUCAGGUCAUCGGCACCGUCGAUCUCCACUCCAAUCAGCUGUACGGCUCCUUCCGCAAAAUUCUCGAUGAUAUUUCCGGCGCCUGCUCUUCGCCCGGCGGUUGCCUCGACUACUUGGAUCUGUCAGACAACCUAAUAUCCGGCAGCAUACCGGAUCUGGUCGACGGAGAAAGAAGAGUGAAGGAUUUGAUUCUGUCAAAUAACCAGCUGAGCGGCAGCAUUCCGCCGUCAAUCAACAUGCUCAAGUCUGUGAGGCGGCUAGAUUUGUCUGGAAAUCGAUUGGAGGGCAAAGUACCAGCGAGUAUUGGUGAUCUGAGAGAGCUGAAAUGGUUAGAUUUGUCAAGAAAUGGCUUCAGCGGGAGGAUUCCUGCAGAAAUUCUCGGCUUGAAUAAACUGAAGCAUAUAAAUUUCAGAUAUAACCAUUUUUGCGGACAGAUUCCUCAGGGGAAAGUUCUCUCUGUUUUUCCAGCCGCUCCAUUUCUUCAUAACGAUUGUCUCUGUGGACAGCCUCUUGCUGCCUGUAAAAAUGGCUGACCAGCUUCUUAGCCUCUGCAAAUCCCAAUAUAUUUAAGUACGUAAUCACCGUUUUAUUUUACUGAAUAUGCUGUCUUUCUCCACAGUGUCGAGCGGCCGCGUUAAAACUAAAAGUGUGUACGGUGCAGUCACAGUUUUAAAAAUUUAGUACAAACUAAAUUCCUCUCUGUCAUGGAAUUCGUUAUGUAACCGUCAGGAAAAUAUAUGUAGUUUUAAUUUUGAUA
Molecule: messenger RNA, 2353 nt
Organism: Cryptomeria japonica (Japanese cedar)
Lineage: Eukaryota; Viridiplantae; Streptophyta; Pinopsida; Cupressales; Cupressaceae
Product: LRR receptor-like serine/threonine-protein kinase GSO1
Exons: 1
Coding region: 318-2129 (603 amino acids)
Molecular function (GO): protein binding
Source: RefSeq, a predicted model, not a curated record